Penicillium cataractarum is the source of this 636-nucleotide messenger RNA. Its product is annotated as GLTP domain-containing protein. Lineage: Eukaryota; Fungi; Ascomycota; Eurotiomycetes; Eurotiales; Aspergillaceae. The transcript has 4 exons. Gene Ontology annotation, biological process: ceramide transport; intermembrane lipid transfer. Gene Ontology annotation, cellular component: cytosol; cytoplasm; membrane. Gene Ontology annotation, molecular function: ceramide 1-phosphate transfer activity; ceramide 1-phosphate binding. The record is from RefSeq and is a predicted model, not a curated record. The coding region runs from base 1 to 636 and encodes 211 amino acids.
AUGCCUCGCACCAACGAAGUCCAUGCCCCUGGCACCUGGUUCACCACCAUCCAGCGAUCCUUCGAGGAGGUGCCAAUUGACGCCGCCAAUGGCAACGCUAUCUCUACGGUGGAAUUCCUCGAGGCCGCUGGUGCCUUGGUCACUCUGUUCGAUGUGAUUGGCGGAGUUGGUUUGGCUGCUGUCAAGAGCGAUCUGUCUGGAAACAUCGCGAAAGUCCAAGAGAGAUACAACAAGGCUCCCGCCGAGUCCCAAACUCUGCAGGACCUCGUGCGGAAUGAGCUGAAGUCGGGGCAACACAAGGCUACCGAGGGUCUGCUGUGGCUGGUCCGUGGCCUUCAAUUCACCGCCUCUGCCCUCCGCCUGAGCAUCAACAACCCCUCCGAGGAGCUCAACGCUUCCUUCUUGGGAGCCUACAAGGCCCCCGGUGGUCUUAGCACUCACCACGGUUACCUGAUCCGCAAGGGUACUGAGGUCGCCAUUAAGUCUGGUGUGCCAUACCGAAAGGACUUCUACUCGAAGCUUGGCGACAACCAGGCCGAUGUGUCCGCUGCCCUGGAGAAGGAGGUCAAGGCCCUUGAGGACGUCGUGGAUAUCUUGCUGAAGUUCCAGGCCACGCCCGAGGCCCAGUGGAAGUAA